Messenger RNA from Xyrichtys novacula (pearly razorfish), 11065 nucleotides. The record is from the annotation of a GenBank genome assembly. Lineage: Eukaryota; Metazoa; Chordata; Actinopteri; Labriformes; Labridae.
UGCAUGUUUGGGGGAAUCUGGGAUGAACUAUCGGAUUAAGCACACCAAACUGUAUUUACUCUGAUUGUAAAACGAGGCAAAUAUUAAAAUAAUUUUAUUUAAGGUUAUGUGUUUAAAUUCGGAUGAGGAGUUUUAAUUCACAUUUGGUAUUUGAUAUGAAAUAGGGGAAGACCAGGGCUUGUUGUCACAUGGGUAAGUUGUCACAUUGUAAUUAUCUUUGCCACCAGAGGGAGCAACUAAAAAGUAGAAUACUAGUUUUCUUUUUUUAAAUGGUCAGGGGUCGUGUCCUGUCUGAGAAGAGAAGAGCACAUUGUGAGCUGAGAUGAGCUACAAUUAACCAUUUUCCACCACCCAAAGUACAAAAAUUAAACUUUAUAUAUUUUAAAAUAAGCUUCUACCAGAUACAAAUCCUAGCAGUGAUACAUGUGGACUUGUUAGAGGAGAGAUUAAGGCAUCCUGUCAUACCUCAGUUUUUGUUCUGUUUUAAACUAACUUUAAGCUAGAGCUUUAAUUAGCAGACAUGGUAGUUUGGGGCAACAUGUCUCAGUCAUUUUGGGGUUAGUUGUAGCAUGUUUAAAAGAGUGGUUUAAAGGAGAGGAGAAAGCAAGAAGACAUGGUCAGGAAUUACAAAAGAAAAACAGAGCGUGGCAGUGCAGUACCUGACGUGAUGCUGACAGCAGUCAGGCAGGUGACCCUAGCUAAUAAAUCAAUCUGGAGGACAAUCCACUGUCCUCCACUGUGAUAUCUUACCCCAUGUAGUGAGACAACUAACCUGAUGGUGGGGCAACAUGUCACAUGUUCACACUCUCUAUUUGAUUGCUUACAACUUUGCACUGACACAAGAUAUGAAAAUGACAUGAAUACAAACUUAUACCUGAGAGUUUGGUCUUUCAUCUAGUACACGCUUUGUUUAUAUAUGAUGUAUUGAUUACAAGAAAUAUACAAGAGUGUAAAAAGUGUGACAACAAGCCCCGGUCUCCCCUACCAUUAGUCUGACCAACAGCAUGGGAACACAUAAAGUUGCACAAUUAAGUCACAUAUGAAGUUAUGAACAUUUAUUUUUCCCAAAGUCUGUAGGAUUACAUUGGAAGCAUUUUUGACAUUCAUCAUUAGGGGCUGACUAUUCAGUUAAUAUUUUGGUAUUUCAUGCAUUAAAAAAAGGUUUUUAAAGGGUUACUUGGACCCUUGACCACCUUUUUCUAAAUUCUCCUGCAGUGACUUCUCUACAUUACAAAGAAGUAACCACGCCCACUCUUAUGCUGCCUUCAUGGACUGAAUUCAUGAGUGAUAGACUUGCCACUAGGUGCUGCACCAAAUGUUGUAACCCUUUUGAGUCGGUAACCAUCUUAACAAUCGAGUUAUAUACACAAUUGGCAAUUUCAAAAAAAUUGAAGCAAUAAAGGAGACACCGAACAGGAAAAAUGUGACAGUGGGAGAGGAAAACUUGAGCAUUAUCGGUUUCUUUUUAUCGUGAUAAACGGGGAUUCAUAUUUGGGGGAAAUAGAACCAAAAUAAAGUGCAAAGACUGGAUACAAUAUUAUUAACUGGUGAGUAAACAUAUUUAUUUUUGAAUUAUCGAUGAAGCGACACACGUUUCGACAAACUGACUUUCAACGAGAUGAUUCCGACUGCCCCUGAAGGCCGCACAUUUCCUGUCUGCGGCCAGGCGGCAGAAUACGGAACAGCGACACGCACAACCGCUGGAUAAACGGCAAACACACACACUGAAGUUAUUAUCCGUUUGUUGUUCAGAGCUCUUUUUAUUUCUCGGCGUUAAAUAUGAACGUAUUUCCUCUCAACUGCGCCUCUGGCUGUGACUAUUUUGAUUUAAAGUAAACUCAGGAGACAUACAGCACGUCCCCUCCUUCCCUCCCCGUCUUCUCUCUGACCGCUUUGAGGCUCUCUCCCCACCGGUGUCGGGUGUCUCAAUGGCGGACCCGUCAGAUGCAGCCCCGGGGAGCGUGGAGGAGAAGGCAGACCGAAUCAACGACGCAGAGCUGGCACUGAAAGGGAUCAAUAUGCUCCUCAACAAUGGAUUCAAGGAGAGUGAUGAGCUCUUCAGGGCAUACAGGUCUGAGACAAUAAGCUGUCUUUCAGUGUCUGCUCCAUUCACACCGCAGUGAUGGACUUCGAGUCUCACUUUGGGAGCUGUUUAAUGUCAUGACAGGUGUAACUGUAAAUACUAUCGAGUCAUCGCCGUGUGCCAUAGUCUGUGAUUCAUUAGCGAAACUUACCGACCAUCAUACUCGUCACGCUCUAGUGUAGCAGCAGCAUAUGAUCCGGUCACAAGCAGGAGGUACUUAGUUUGGCUACCACCAGCAAUUAUCCACAACCACAAUGUGAGUUGUUGUGGUUAAACAUAACUAAGACUUUAAUCCAACCUCACCUAAUGAGUGUUUACAUGCUGUUACACAUGUUUAGACGAUCAUAGUCGUGCUGCAGUUUGCAAAUAAUGACCUCCUGAUGUAUUAGUCAAAGCUGUAUCAUCACAAGACUUUAACAUAUAGGGGAGAGUGGGGUAAGUUGAGCCACAGGGUAGGUUGAGCCACCCCCUGUUGCUUGGAAAUGGGAAAAGAAAUUGAUCAUGUGACCAAAUAUUUAGGAAAUGGGCAUCAAUUCAUGGAGUCUGUGAAGGGUAGAGGCGCAUAGGUAAAGGGGUCAGACAUUUACUUCCAAAAAAAUAUUUUUCACUCUUGAAAGUGAAUUUAGUCUGUCAUAAGUUUUAUUAGAAAUGUGCUCAGACCAUUAAUUGUGGUAUCUAUGAGCUACAACAUGAGGUCAAAAACCUAGCAUAAAAGUCCACCAUUGAGCGUGGUGGUGGUUAGUAGGGAUACGGCUCAACUUACCCCGCUCUUAUGGUCAACAUACAAUAGUAAGAGACAAAACUAUGAUUGCCUUGAUGUAGUGAUUCGAAAUAUGAAAAGUGGCUCACUUUACCCCACUCUCCCCUACUGAUUUAGUGGAACAGAUCAGUGUGCUGUUCAUAUAAAUAGAAUUAAAAGAAGUAUGCAUACCAAAGAAUCAAAUAUGGAUUCAGUUCUUGUUGGAUCAUUUCAGACUGAAUGCAAAUGAAACAUCUAGAACAAGUGCUCUUAAUCUUAGUACAAUUUUUUUCUUUCAAAUCCACAACCAAAAUGAGACAAAUGACAGAAUUGUGAAGCUACCAACAGCAAAUUAUGUUGCUGUAACGCCAACAUAACAAUGAAACUAGGUGGCUAUUAUUGUUCUGUUGGUUAAAUAAUAUGUUAGUCAACCAGUCGUUCAAGCUGCUACAAUCCCCAGUGUGGGUAUGCCACUGUUGCCAUCAAAUUAUGUAACUGGUUAGCUUUCCUGUUUUACUACGAACUGUCUCAGGAGUUUCGUAAAUGUUCCUGUUGAACUUGUCCUGGCCUGGCAGAUUUCUUCAGUCUCAACUACUCAAAUCUGUUGGACAGUUGCACUUCUGAGACAGUCAAGUAGCCAUUUUUGGUAUUAUUAAGUAGAUAAAUAUUGAAUCUAAACUUGCAAAAAUGGUCCUUUAUCCUAACCCUUUACAGGAAUUGACAAUCUUCCUCCUUAGUGAUAAAGCUUUUAACAUCUUUUUAGUGCUACUUAAGAUCUACUCGUAAAAGUCUUUUAAAAAAAACCUUUUCGGUCUCAUUAUAAGUGGCUUGGGAUGAGUCACAAGUCAAUGUUGUUGCUUUAAAAGGUCACAAGAUAAAAAAGGUCUGGUGCCUCCUGAUACAAGACUAUAGACCACUUGCAGUUUGCAGGAUUUGUAAACACCCUUUAGCUUUGUUGAUAGGGUAAAAUAACCUGAUUAUCUUGAGGAAGCUUUCUCCGUCUUCUCUAAUGUAGAUGCCACAGAAGGGCAAACCCCCAUGUGCCCUCACCCCCACUGGGGGUUUAAAUAUCACCUCUUCUGCUAAUUGCUUGUAGCACUGGGAGUCAUCCUGCUUUGAUUGUAUCAGCAAAAAAGAAAACAUGGAGGGAAGUGAAAGAUACAUACACAGCAACUGAUGAGUAUUGUAUUUCUUUGUUUUCUGUUUAGAGUCCAUUGGUUUUCAUUGAGAUGACUCUGUGUUUGAUGGUGCCUUUUUUGUGACAGCUCCAUUUGACAUCACCACGUUCCUUCUAAAUAUAUUCUGUCAUGUGUGUGUCCUAACUUGUCCUGACUGCAAACCAUUUAAAGGCUCAACCCGCUGUUUUCAUUCCACUCAUUAUCUGCUUAUUUUCCCUUUCAGAGCUAUCAUCUCUUCACACAGCACACCUUUAACUGACACGUCACCUGUUCUCUCUCUCUCUCUCUCCUGUUCCAGGAAUCACAGUCCUUUAAUGAGUUUUGGAGCCAGUUUUGUGAGUUUUCUGGUGAGUCAAAAUGAAACCUGCAAAUCUCUGUCCACUUCAGAACACAUUUUGGUUUCUUAUUGAGGUUUCAGAAAUUUCCUGUCCGUGUAUGCCUGGCAAUAAGAAAGACUUACAUGCAACUGACUUGUGCCUGCGAAAGCUGGGUUUUGGGUUCUUUUAUUUUGACAUUACAGUCAUUACAUUACAGUGGUUAAAACUACCUAGAUCAAGAGUAAGAUGUCAGGAAAAACUGAAAGUGUAACCCUUUAAACUUCUCAUCUAUAGACAUGUUAAGUAAGAUAAGAACUUGUCUAUACAUUGUUGAUACAAUACAAGUAAAAGAAUAAAACAGUCUGGUGUCACUUUCUUGUUUUAAGGAGAUUCACUAAAAAGUAAAGCUUUGCAAAAACAAAUAAUAGCAUAGUUAAUAUGUCUAGGCUUUAAAAUGGAAAGUUCGAUCCUGACUGACCUACCAGCCUCCAGGAAGGAAAAUGAUUAUGAGCAUGAGUUAUUCAAGAGGGCUGAACACAGAAUCACACAGUCUGUCAAAUUGGCUUGCUGUGUGUGAUAGCAGAGAUAGCACAACCUCAUUCUACACACAGUGCACAGUUAACUCAGACCUACACAAAAAAUGUACAGACAAGAGGAAAAAAUAAACGUAGGUAUUUGCUAUUGAAAUAAAUAUCUAGCCUAUUAAUACUCCACAUAGAGGUAGCAUUGAGUUAAUGUCUGUUAGUUGUGCUAGAAAACCCUAGAUUACCGGGAGCAGGCCUGGUUAAACGGCCUUGACUGCAGCAGGAAGGAAGGACUUGCAGUAUCUCUCUGUCACACACAGCGGGUGAAGAAGUCUGUCACUGAAGGAGCUGCCCAGUGCUCUGCAGGGGGUGGGAAACAUUGUCCAUGAGAGACGAUAGCUCAGCCUUAGCCUAACCUCAUUUUAAAGCUCCUGUGAUGAGUUUAAAGCUUGAUAUAUGACAGGCUGAAAUGAAUCUGAUGCCCUGACAUGAGGAAGAAAAGCAAAAACAACCAUAUGUAAGUGUUUCUGUCUGUAACUGCUGCCACCUGACUGGUCCCAAAAACCCUUUUUUAGUGAUGUUCAGAUGUGUUUCACUGUUUCCUUGUGAGAACACACCACUACUUGUGCAUGAAUGAAAAAAGAUAGUAAAAAGACCCACUGCUAUUUCAGCCAAGACCAGAACUAAACAAAAGUUCCUCUUAGUAGUUAAAACUCAGAGUAUAAUUGCCUUUUUUUCCUCUCCCUGACAUUCUGUACAUUCUGUCCUGAAAACUCAGGAUGAUUUGAUCCUGUCAAGGGCAUGGAUAGCAACUUAGUCAGACUGAUACAUCUUUCAUACUAUUUUACAUGAUCUGUUUGAAUAGUCCUCAAAAAUAGUUUAAAAAAAGCAAAUGGAAAAGCAGUUUAAAAGAUAAUAACCUGUUGGAGGAGCUCACAGAAAGAGAAAUCUUUUGUUCAAAUCUUCAAAAAAUGCUGCUCGGAUCCCUCUCCUUGAGGAGUAAUAGUUUGCCUGAGUCGUGUAGCAACAGGAGUUUUUAUCCUACUCCAUGUUUUUUGCAGAACGCCAUGAUGACAUUUGAAGAGGAGAAAAUGCAGAUGGCCUUCGAGGACCUGAAAGCCACAGAGAGACUGUGUGAAAGUGAAAACACGGGUGUCAUCGAAACCAUUAAAAACAAGAUCAAGAGGAGUGUGAGUAAAUUUUUCAACAUUUAGCCUGCCGGCCUUUGUGUUUGAGGCAUCUAUUAUUAAGUUUGAGGUGUUUGUGUGUGCAGAUGGACUCUCAGAGGUCAGGGGUGGCUGCAGUAGACCGACUCCAGAGGCAGAUCAUCAUCGCAGACUGCCAGGUUUACUUAGCAGUGCUGUCAUUCAUCAAACAGGAGCUGUCAUGUAAGAGAGCCUCUGCUGCUUGUUGAUUACUGAGGCAUGCUGCAUGUUUGUUGGUGUGAAAUGAAAUUAAUGAUCUUCGGAGGCUAUUUUCACUCCAAUCUUGAGGUUUUUUCAUAUUUCACUGAUCUUAACUUCAAUUUUUUCCAACAGCAUACAUCAAAGGAGGCUGGAUCCUCCGCAAAGCCUGGAAGAUGUACAACAAAUGUUAUAGUGACAUUACACAGCUGCAGGAAGGCAGCAGAAGAAGAGCGUCCGAGCAGCCAGCAGUACCUCCUCAUUCUCUCUCCUCCUCCUCCGCUGACUCCUACUCCCACAGCCGCUCCUCUUCUCCUGGUCCGAGUCCGUCUCACAGGCUGGAUGGCAUCAGCUCUGAAGCGCUGGACCGCCUGAAAGGCUCAGUCAGCUUUGGUUACGGCCUCUUCCACCUCUGCAUCUCAAUGGUGCCGCCGCACCUGCUGAAAAUCGUCAACCUGCUGGGUUUCCCUGGCGACCGUCUCCAAGGCCUCUCAGCACUCAUGUACGCCAGUGAAAGUAAGGACAUGAAGGCCCCCUUAGCUACGUGAGUAUGUGAGUGAGUACGAUUGUGUAUCGGCAUUUCAGCUGCACCACAAGCAUGAUCUGUAGGGUUGAAAAUAAGCUCCUGUGAGAAGUUUUAGCUGAUCAUGAAACAGAGAAGAAUAAUAGUGAUGCUUCUGUAUAACAUCAUGAUUUAUUGCUGUUGAAUUUUUUUGUUUGUUUUUCACAGCAAAAACCCAGUAGUUGAUAGACCUGACAGUUAAAGAGCGCAGGAUGAGAUCUCUGUGGUCAAAUACACUAUUUACACAUGUACAGGAUGACAUCAGCAGACCUAAGGAGGUGUCAACAAAAAGCUUUUCAGAGCAGCUCUAACAAAGAACCUCGUCUACUUCCCGCUCUGAUCCUUUUACUGUCAUUGUUGCAUGGCACACUACACUGAAGAAACCCUAACUUAAAUCAAAUACAGCUUGCAAACCAGUUUAAAUAAAAUCUUCAAAUCUAUGAUAAUAAAACAUUUCGUAACCCUUUUUCAUCAUGCUUUAAGCUUGCACCUUAAUCUUGUUUGCCAUCAGCACUUCAUGUCUCUAAAAUUAGUUCCCGUUUCUUGCAGCAAAAAAAACAGCAGCUGCAAGAGGCUCUUGUUGUGGUAUUGCUGUGUAGGCUGCUUUUUAGUACAAGGAGGAACAAGUAGAUUUCUGGGAGUGCUGAUGAAUGAAGAUGUCAGAUCACCGCAUUUAGUAAUGUUCCAGCUGAUACCUCAAACUUUUCUUACAUGAAACUUCAUGAACUGAAUGUUUUAUAAGGAUUAAAUAUAAAAACUGACCAAACAACGCAUACAAAACUAGCUAAACAGAAUUCACAACUAGCUAAAGUUGAUUAAAAAUCAUGUCUGAUGGAGUUGCUGUUUGUUUGUUUGUUUGUUUGUAAAACUCACAGUCCUCACAGUCUCUCUGCUGCCUUACAGCUUGGCUCUCUUGUGGUACCACACAGUCGUGCAGCCCUUCUUUGCGCUGGAUGGUGCAGACACACAGGCAGGCCUGAUGGAAGCCAAAUCUAUCCUCCGUCAGAGGGAAGCUACCUAUCCAAACUCCUCUCUUUUCAUGUUCUUCAAAGGCAGAGUACAGCGCCUAGAGGUAAAUCCAUUUUCACAUCAGACCUGAUUGUUACUGCUCAGUCUCCUGACAGGGUUAAAAACUCAAAGUUGUUUCAGCUUCUUGUACACAGCGUAAUGCUCCCCUUUUCCAGUGUCAGAUCAGCAGUGCCUUGAAAUCCUUCCAUGAUGCCUUAGACCUGGCUUCAGAUCAGAGGGAGAUUCAACACGUGUGUUUAUAUGAAAUAGGUGCCCCCUCUUAACCCUUCAGAUUUUAAUAUCCCUCUCUCAGUUCAAGCUAGAAUAAUAAUGUGUGAUUGUCGAACAUUUCAGGUUGGUGCAGUAUGAUAGAGCUGAACUAUGAGGGCGCCUACAGGGCCUUUGAGCGCCUGAAGACUGAGUCUCGCUGGUCCCAGUGCUACUACGCAUACCUAACUGGAGGUGGUAACAGUAUAAAUGAACAUAGCUUUGAGUACAGUUCUUCCUACUGUGUUUUUAACUAUACCUUAUUUGUUGGUUUUGGUAGUGUGCCAAGGAGCCACAGGUGAUCUGGAGGGAGCGGCAGCCGUGUUCAAGGAUGUGCAAAGACUAUUCAAGCGCAAGAACAAUCAGAUAGAGCUGUUCUCCUUGAAGAGGGUGAGUACAUGUCCAGCUGAUUCUAAACUUCAGAGCUGUGUGAUACAGAAAUCAGUCAGGUAAAUUUGUAAAGAAUUUAUGUAAACAUUUCAUCAGGCUGAGAAGCUGAGGUGUCCUAGUCUGUCCAAAGAGCUCUGCAUCCUCUCUGUGAUCGAGAUUCUGUAUCUGUGGAAAGCUCUACCCAACUGCUCCACCGCCAAGCUGGAGACGAUGACACAAGGUACUUAGUGUUUAAAUGUUAAACUAAGUUUUGAGUAAGUUUUACUGUUUUUAAUCCUGUUUGUUUUUAGUCUUGCAGGGGAUUGAUGAUGCGUCAUGUGCCGGCCUGAAAAACCUGCUUCUUGGUGCCAUUAACAGAUGUCUCCACAAAACCAAAGAUGCCAUUCAGGUACCUUAAUCAUCCCAUUGAUAUUAUGGUGGGCUUUAAAUGUGGAUCUUAACCUGAUACACAUAUAAAGGUUUCAUGUCAAAGUGAUGAUUGCUUCAGCUGACACUGCACAUUUUUUUUUUUCAGUAUUUCCGACUUGCUGCUAGGGAUGAAGUCGGUCGCUUGAGCAACUCUUAUGUGCAGCCCUACUCCUGCUAUGAGCUGGGCUGUGUGUUGCUGAACACCCCAGAGGCAAGUUUCUUUUUUUUCCCUGAAUAUGGGUGUGCGUUUGUGAGUGUGAUAAAAAGGGAGACAUCCUCAGCUGUGAUGGUGUAAAGGUCAAAUCACUGAAAUGUUUCAUUUUCUCUCUUUCCAGUCUGCAGCGAAGGGCAGGAUGCUAAUGCUUCAGGCCAAGGUAGAGUAUAGGUUUUGUAUCUGAGUCAUACAUGGUUUGGAUUCUUACUCUAUGCUGCUUUUGUUUGCUCACUGGUGGUAAAUUCUGUAAUUAGAGCUAAAGUCAUUAUUAAAAUGUAUUCAGACAGUUAAAGGUAAAAGGACAGUAAAGCUCUCAUCGAAGUUAAAUCACUCACUCACGUGAUCAGUGUAUCAAAUAAGGGUUAGGAAAAAUGGGAUCAAUAGUGCUGUACCAUCAAGUAAAAUAUGUAGCGUAUGCAGGCUGCAGCAUGUCUGUUUUUAUGCAGCAAACAAUGAAUCAGGCUUUUCCUUAUUAAGGAGAUCAGGGAUGGCAGGAUUAUUUGGCCUCAGCUUUUAUUAAGUGCUCUGCCCUGAAAUGCUCUCAGAACCUCCUUUUAUAAAAAGAAGACACUGCCAUUUGAAGACUCAUACUAAAUAAGGUAUUCCCCCAGAAAAGGUCACGUCUACAAAUAUAACGUAAAGGAUGUCUGCGUGGCCUGUGGUGCAGCAAACCAAGCUGCUUCGGAGGAGUUUGCUGCUGCAGCAGCAUUGACUUUGUUGUUGAAUGAUUGGCAGCUGACUGUGAUGCAGCUCAUGCCUCCCUCUCUCUCCGUUGCCGUGAGAACCUACCCUGCAUGCCUGAGCACAUACAGCAGUGUCUGACAGGAGGGAGCUCUGUUGCCUCUUUAAUGUUUUCUCUGGUACAUGAUGAAGCAGGGAGCUCAUAAAUUGAUCUGAGUGUACCAGCAACAAGGUUUGUCAGUGGGCAGGGAGAGUUAUUAUUAUUAUUAUUAUUAUUAUUAUUUUUUUAAAAUUAGUAUUAUUAUUAGUAUUAUUAUUAGUCUUAGUAUUAGUAUUGUUAUUGUUAUUGUUAUUAUUAUUAUUAUCAUUGUUAAAAUUUAUUAUUAUUAUUAUUAUUAUUAUUAUUAUUAUUAUUAUUAUUAUUAUUAUUAUUGUUAUUAUUAUCAUUAUUAUUGUUAUUAUUAUUAUUAUUAUUAUUAUUAUUAUUAUUAUUAUUAUUCACAGUUUUGUCUUUUUUGGUGGAUUUUGCAGGAGGACUUUGCCGGUUAUGACUUUGAGAACAGGCUCCAUGUUCGUAUUCACUCAGCUCUCGCUUCAAUGAGGGCUGCAGGACAGCCUUGACGUUUUACCCUCACCUCACACAGACCUGGACAAAUGUUUCUGAAAAAGCCACAACCCAUCUUUGGGCACUUAUGUUACACUGUUGUAUUGAUUUGUAUUUAUUUUUAUAUUCUGAGCCUCUGUAUCAUUUAAAACGUGUGCAAUAUUAACUGUAGGUGUUCUCUGGGACAAAGAGAUGUCUUAUUUUUGUUUCUGUACUGCACUGUAAAUGACUGGACUGGGCUUUUUUAGUGUUUACAUGGUUCAGUUCAAAAAGAAGAUGCCAGCUCAUUCAGAGGAAAUAUAUUUGUUUUGGGACAUCAGUCAAGUUGGACAGUUUCCAGGUAAAGUAGUGUAACUGCACAUAUUAAUACAAAGAGUAAAAGCAAUCAAAGAGAGACUCAGCCUGUGACUUAAAGAAGCUGAGGUCCUUUGUUUUGGCUGUAGAGACUUUGCUUCUCCAUAGAUAUUUAUAGAGUUAAACCUUAAUUUGACUUUGUUUACCCUCUUUUUUGUUUUUAAAGAAAACUGUUUUUAUCAGUGUAAAUAUGUCUUGCACACAAGUUUUACUAGAUGUGCCAUUAUUAUGUUUUACCACUCAUGAGUGGUGUAGAAGCACACUGCUCUUACUUUAAAACCGGGUUCUUUUGUAUUAUUUGUUUUAAUACAAUAAAAUGUAUAUUAAAUGAGA